Molecule: messenger RNA, 451 nt
Organism: Enterobius vermicularis (human pinworm)
Lineage: Eukaryota; Metazoa; Nematoda; Chromadorea; Rhabditida; Oxyuridae
Source: the annotation of a GenBank genome assembly
GACAGCCACAACUUUUCACAACUACUAAGUUGCAUACCACUUUUAUCUCUCGCUCUAUUCUUCGUAUUUUCAAAACUUAUUCUAUUCGGAAUCAAUUAGUUUGGAAAGAAAAGAAAUAGUUAUUAAAGAUGUUGAUGUUGACGAAUUUAUUGAACUCUUGUACGUUAUUUAUUUUUUAGCGAACAAUUUUGAGUGCAUUUUGCGACUGGCAGACAGAUUCAAAGUUGAACACAUCGUAAAUCAAUGUGAAGAAUUUUUAAUCACUUACGAUGGUGUUCCAGCAACCAAAAAACUUCUUUAUGCCGAGAAAUAUAAACUCAGCAAAUUGCAAGUACUUAUUUUUAGUUGUUUUAAAUAUACUUUCGUACCGGUUUGUAUAAAGCGGGCCAACUUCAGAUCACGAUGUUUUUUGAGCAAUUUUUUAGUAUCUAGUGAAAUAAGGAGAGAGUGA